Camellia sinensis is the source of this 677-nucleotide messenger RNA. RefSeq lists its product as uncharacterized. NCBI's taxonomy places the organism in Eukaryota, Viridiplantae, Streptophyta, Magnoliopsida, Ericales, Theaceae. The record is from RefSeq and is a predicted model, not a curated record. Gene Ontology annotation, molecular function: metal ion binding.
AGCUCUAUGUCUCUUCACAAAUCCAAUCGAUCAUAUUCAGAUCCCCAAUUUCCCAUCCAUUUUUCUAGUGCGAGAAAAAGAGAGAAAAUGGCAGGAAUCAUACACAAGAUAGGAGAGACCCUCCACAUCGGAGGCCAAAAGGAAGGUGAGAAGCAACACAAGGAAGGUGAGCACAAGCCAGAGCACCAUGGCGAUAUGCACAAGUCGGAACACUACGAAGGAGAAAAGCACAAAUCUGAAGGAGAGAAGCACAAAUCGGAGCACCACGGAGAUGAGCACAAUGAAGGAGGGUUCAUGAGCAAGAUCCAUGGUGGUGGUGAUCAUCAUGAUCAUGAGGAGAAAGGUGAGAAAAAGAAGAAGGAGAAGAAGAAGAAGCACGAGGAUGGACACGAGCGCCAUGGUCAUGACAGCAGCGACAGUGAUAGCGAUUAGAUCGCUCGCAUUAUACUUCUUCCCCUACACUACUUAGAAGGUGGGUUUUGACUCUGAGGUGAGCUGCAAAUAAGAGGCCAAUCGAGAUUUGGUGUGGUGGGAGGGAGAGAAAUAAAAUCUUGCUUUGAAUAUCUAGUAGUGUUAUGAGAUGUUAUUAGUGUGGGUGUGAAUGUAAUGUCUACAGAUGAUGAUAUGUUAUAUAUAAAUUUAGAAAAAUAUUAAUGAAAUGUUUCUCUUCUGUUUUA